AUGAAGAGAGUCAAUUGGGUUAAAGAUUUGAUUAAGGAGGAUGGUAGAACUUGGAACAUGAGGCUACUUCAGGAGUGUUUUAACCAGUCUGAUAAAGAGGCUAUUCUGAAUAUCAAAUCUCUGGAUCCUCUUUUGUAUGAUAAAAAUAUAACAAAAGUCGAUGGUCCCUGGAUGAUAAUGGGCUGUGAUACGGACCUCGUGACAAACGAGAACCCUGGUCGGCACUUCCAUGCUUGCUUGAAGAAAGAGGAAGGAGGAGGUUGUGUUUUCUUUGACUUGUAUGACCCCCCAAUGUGUCGUAGGGCCAAAGCACUAAUUCCUGGACUUUUGAAGAAGAUGAAUGCAGUGAAGAAGAGAUUUUGA
Striga hermonthica is the source of this 363-nucleotide messenger RNA. NCBI's taxonomy places the organism in Eukaryota, Viridiplantae, Streptophyta, Magnoliopsida, Lamiales, Orobanchaceae. The record is from the annotation of a GenBank genome assembly.